GAACAGCGUGCGCCGCCACGACCCGGACGGCCGCCCGGCCAAUAGGCAAGGCGCUGCAAGUGACCACGCCCCCCGCCCUCCUCGCAAGGAAACGGAGUCCGGCCUGGCUGCUGGCUUCUGAUUGGCUGGGGCAAGCAGGCUGCUGCGGGCGAAGCCGGUUUUCUAGCACUCAGGGGUGGCAGCCAGAAGCCGGCAGGACAGUAAGGGACGCCGCGUCUAGGAAGACUCUUCAAGAAACCACAAUGUCAUCCAACACAGACCUUUCUCUCUCUUCAUAUGAUGAAGGUCAGGGGUCUAAGUUUAUCCGGAAAGCUAAGGAGACACCGUUUGUCCCCAUUGGGAUGGCGGGCUUUGCAGCAAUUGUGGCGUAUGGAUUAUACAAGCUGAAGAGCAGGGGAAACACGAAGAUGUCCAUUCACUUGAUCCACAUGCGGGUAGCCGCCCAGGGCUUUGUGGUGGGGGCCAUGACUCUUGGUAUGGGCUAUUCCAUGUAUCAGGAAUUCUGGGCCAAGCCUAAGCCUUAGAAGAGCUGCUGCCUUGGUCUGGGAAGUGCCUGCUUUAGUUAGACGUCUCAUAUUGAGGUUACGUGUUGUGUCUGCAAUAAAUAACAUGUGGGUUUCGACAAAAUACA
Molecule: messenger RNA, 631 nt
Organism: Apodemus sylvaticus (European woodmouse)
Lineage: Eukaryota; Metazoa; Chordata; Mammalia; Rodentia; Muridae
Gene: Higd1a
Product: HIG1 hypoxia inducible domain family member 1A
Exons: 4
Coding region: 243-524 (93 amino acids)
Biological process (GO): negative regulation of apoptotic process; mitochondrial respirasome assembly
Cellular component (GO): mitochondrion
Source: RefSeq, a predicted model, not a curated record